Pungitius pungitius (ninespine stickleback) is the source of this 1058-nucleotide messenger RNA. RefSeq names its product retinol dehydrogenase 7-like. Gene Ontology annotation, molecular function: all-trans-retinol dehydrogenase (NAD+) activity. The record is from RefSeq and is a predicted model, not a curated record. Gene Ontology annotation, biological process: retinol metabolic process; steroid metabolic process. The transcript is spliced from 4 exons. NCBI's taxonomy places the organism in Eukaryota, Metazoa, Chordata, Actinopteri, Perciformes, Gasterosteidae. Gene Ontology annotation, cellular component: intracellular membrane-bounded organelle. Bases 30 to 983 code for a protein of 317 amino acids.
GUGACAGCUUCCCUUUUAUUUUCUCAGCCAUGUACCUGUAUCUCCUGGGGCUGCUGGUUCUCUACAAACUGUACCGCUGGUGUAGGGAGCUGCCCCGUGUCCCUGACAAGGACAGCAAGUAUGUGUACAUCACCGGCUGUGACACGGGCUUCGGUAACCUCCUGGCCCGCCAUCUGGACAAGAAGGGGUUCAAGGUGAUCGCCUCGUGUUUCAGCGAGAGGGGAGAAGAAGAUCUGAAGAAGUCCUGCUCCGGCAACCUGACCACAACACACCUGGACGUGCGCUCCAAGGACAGCGUUGCCAAAGUUGCAGCGAUGAUCAAGGAGAAAGUGGGGGAGCGCGGCUUAUGGGCUGUGGUGAACAACGCAGGCGUGUCCGUCCCCUCGGCCCCCUGCGAUUGGCUGACCAUCGACGACUACAAGUCCAUGCUGGACGUUAACCUCAACGGGGUGAUCGCGGUGACGCUGAGCGUCCUGCAGCUAAUUAAGAAGGCCAGGGGAAGGGUGGUCAACGUAGCAAGCGUGUUCGGAAGGAUCAGUGCCACAGGGGGACCGUACACUAUUUCCAAGUACGGCGUGGAGGCCUUCAAUGAUAGCCUCAGGCUGAAUAUGGCGCCUUUUGGUGUCAAAGUCCUGUGCAUCGAGCCGGGCUUCUUCAAAACAAACGUGACUGACGCAACUAUCCUGUCCAAAAAUGUGAUGGCGGUGUGGGACAGACUGCCACAGGACGUGAAGGACGACUAUGGAACCGAAUAUCUAGAAAAAUCAUUAGGCGUAAUAAAAGACAAGGUAGCCAAAAUCAGUGAUGGUGAUCUGAUGAAGGUGGUUGGCUGUAUGGAGCACGCCGUGUCUGCUGUCCAGCCCCGAACCCGCUACUCCCCUGGCUGGGACGCUAAGCUGUUCUGGCUGCCGCUGUCGUAUAUGCCGACCUGUGUCUCUGAUUACGUCCUGACAAGUCAAGCUGUUCCAAUUGCCAAAAAUUGAAAUGGGCUUUUUUUCUUUUUUCAUUGUGUGCACAAUUUGUGAAUAAAGCAAUGCAAGAUACCAGUGUAAUACUGA